Molecule: messenger RNA, 2417 nt
Organism: Coregonus clupeaformis (lake whitefish)
Lineage: Eukaryota; Metazoa; Chordata; Actinopteri; Salmoniformes; Salmonidae
Product: CCN family member 1
Exons: 5
Coding region: 237-1382 (381 amino acids)
Biological process (GO): signal transduction
Cellular component (GO): extracellular region
Molecular function (GO): protein binding
Source: RefSeq, a predicted model, not a curated record
CCUAACUGAGCUGUGCUGACACUGCAGUAGAGCAAAGAAACUAGUGUACCUUUUUAGUGCACUCACACAGAACUCUGGAUAGGUUCAGAUGAAUGAAUAGGUGACUGACAGACCAACAAACUUCUCUCCUCUCUGGACUCGCGUGCAGGCUCUGGACAGUAUAUCGUCACGGCCACCAGGUUUCUAUUCUCCAUCUGACGACCUCUCAUUGUAAUUUUGUAAAGUACGCUAUCAGGAUGUUUUCUCUGGUUAGUUUGAGACGGACCGUUUCUACCCUGUUCAUUCUCCUCUCCAGUGCUGCUGUCAUGGUGGAGAGUGACUGUCCUGCCCAGUGCUCUUGUGGCCCAACACUCCCAUUGUGCCCAGUGGGUGUUAGCUGGGUGACAGACACCUGUGGCUGCUGUAAGGUGUGUGCCAGGCAGUUCAACCAGGACUGCAGCCCCAGCCAGCCCUGUGACCACAUCAAGGGCCUGCACUGCCACCUGGGGGCUGGGGGAGACCCCGAGAGAGGCCUGUGCCGAGCGGAGGCCAAGGGCCGGUCCUGUGAGUUCAACGGGCGUGUCUACCAGCAUGGAGAGGACUUCCAGCCCAGCUGCCAGCACCAGUGCAGCUGCAUGGACGGUGUGGUGGGCUGCAUGCCACUCUGCCCCCACCAGGUGUCCCUUCCCGACUGGCACUGCUCCCGGCCAAGGCUGGCAAAGCCCUUGGGCCGCUGCUGUGCGGAGUGGGUCUGUGACGACAACAACCACAUCAGUGAAGACCCAGAGGAACCUCCACAUGCAGCCCUGCCCAACCCACAACCCCUCCCAAACCACAUCAACAACCAGCUCCAGGCACAGCCACGCUAUCAGGCCAGCACUAGAGUCAACAUUAGAGAGGUGGUGCCCCUCCCCAGGUCCCAGGUGUCACUAAGCACCAGAUGCUUCCAGCAGACCACUGAUUGGACGGAAUGUUCCACUACCUGUGGAAUGGGCAUCUCAAGCCGGGUGACCAAUAACAACGCAGACUGCCGGCUGGUCAGAGAGACACGACUGUGUGAAGUCCGCCAAUGUGACCUGCAACUUACCCCAGCAAUCAAGAGGGGAAAGAAGUGCCAGCGUACAGUGCGCCCUCAGGAGCCAAUCAGGAUCAACUUUGCUGGCUGCUCCACGACACGGCACUAUCGACCUCGCAGCUGCGGCUCCUGUGCGGACAGACGAUGCUGCACCCCUUCACUGACCCGCACCGUCCGCCUGCGCUUCCACUGUCCCGACGGAGAGGGCUUCACACGCAAUGUCAUGUGGAUCCAGCGCUGCAGCUGCAAGAAGAGCUGCCACAAUCAUGGCUCCCCCUCAAGGCCUUCUGUCAGCCUACACAAUGACAUCCACACCUUCAGGCACUGAGUUAGGAUUAGGAGGAUGCCCAACCCCAGCCUCGACACACUGGAUAGGGCUAGGGCAUGCUAGUCUCUCCCCAUCUUCCAUACACCUUCUGACCAGGGAUAGCCCUGCCUUUCAGCCCCUUCCUGGACACCAGUGUGGCUGGCAACCUCUCCCUCCUUCACCAGCACCAGACUAUGGGAGAGAGAGCCUCGGCUAGGUGGCCGCUCCUCCCAACCAGGCAGAAUUCUUGCUUGCACUUUAAGCUUCCUGACACGUUGACCCCAGUUGUCCAACAUGAGAGAUGGGUAGCUAUAUGGUGCAACUCUCUGCGGCUAGGUCCAGUUCCCCUUCCCUGCUGAUGACCCAGCCACUGAACUGUUCUGGUGGAGGAAGGGACAGCACUGAGCACAACAGACUAUAGAUGGCCUGAUGUCACUUUCUUGAUGUCAUGUUGGACUGUAAAUUAAUCCUAUUGGUUGUCUGCUUUUUACCCUUAUUAUUUAUUAUUUUUAUUUGUUAACAUUGUCAAGUCCCUCUAUAACCACAGUGGGGAAAAAUAAAGGAACGUGUAAGCAUUUAUGUGAUGGACAUUACUUUUUGUCAUAAUAUAGAAAUGUGUAAAUGACUGAGGCCAGUGAAUGUGUAUGUGAGUGACGACCAUGGGCAAUCCCAUACAUUUAUGAAGUGUUUUGUCAGAUACAUUCAUGGUAGAAUGAGGACAGGAUGUAAUUCUACCGAUUCAUCAAUGAUUCUACCUGUAUAUUACAUGUUGUAAAAUUCAGUGUGUGUGAGAGAGAAUGAAAGGGUGAGAAACAGAGAGUGUUUACAUGUGUGUAUUUGUGUCAUAUUACAGAGUAUAGUGUACAGACUUCACUCUUUGUUGAGUGGCAAUUUAUGCAGAUCACCUCAUUUUUCGGGGUGUGUUUUUUAUUGCCUCAUAGUAUGGAGACUUUCUUGUACUGGAGGGAAGAUUUUAUUUUAUAUUUUUAAGAUUUAUAUAUUGUUUGAAUUUGUAUCAAUAAUUCUCUGAUACAUCAAAUAAAACAUUCAACACGU